GGGCAGCCGCGGUGGGCCGGCCGGGCAUAGGGACCGGGAGCGGGAGCGGGCUGGCGGGAGGCGAAGUGGGCGCUGGCGCUGAAGGGUGCGGGCCGCCUCCCCGACGCCUUCCCGCGGGGAGCCGGGUCUGGAGGGGGAGCGCCCCGGCCUCUCCCGCGCCUGCCUGGCAGGGGUCGGCGAGCGGAGGAGCCGCUUCCCACGACCGAGCCCCGCUGGCUUGCGGCGGUCCCGGCCUGACGUCACCCGAGGGCCUGGCGGCAACGAGCGCCCGGGGCCCCCGCGCAUGAAGCCCAGCUCCGGUACGGCGGGGCGGCCGAUUCUGCCCCCUCGCUCCCGCUCGCCGCCCUGCGGGAUGGCUCGAGGGGCAGCACCGAGCCCUUCGACUGGCGGGCUCUCCGUGGUCCUGAUGCCUGCCCAGGAAGCGGGGCCGGCGGCCUCCCGAGGCCGCGGAUUGCGGGCAGCCCCUCUGUAGAAGGCCGGCCUUGUUCCGGGUCUGCAGAAGCUCUUGGCAGCGGGAGCUCCGGGGCAGCGGCCGACGGGGCCGCUCUCCGCGAAGCAAGGGCAGUGGGGCGGCCGGGGAAUCGCCUUGCCUCGCCACAGGCGGGCUGGGCCGGAUUUUCCAGCCAUCUCGCCCCCGCCCCGCCCCCCCUCCCUUUACACUCUGUGUCUUGGGGAACCUCAGGCCCAGAGAGCCUCCUUAGCCUUGGGCAUAAAACAAGCAUUAUUCAGCCUCGGUUAAGAAUGAUCCAAGCCUUCAGGACUGUGAAGAAAAGCUUCGGUGGGCAGGAAGAACCUGGAAUAGCCAGCAGGAUAUCCGCGGAGCUCGGUCGGAGAUUCCUGCUGCUGCUGCUUCCGGCCAAGAGGGAGAUCCCUGUCCAGGGAAGGCUGGUAUUUGUUUCAGCUCUUCCCACCCGUCGGGCUUUGACUGUUCCCAAACGUUUGCGCCAUGGAGCUGGGAUUUGGAAAGUAAUGCAACAGGACGCUUUUGAGGAGAGCAAAUCCACGUGGCAGGAAUCGCUGGAAAAUGCUGGUGCCCGCAUGCCGUUCCGCUGCCCCCGGUGUGGGGACCAUGUCCGGUUCAGGAGCCUCUCCUCCCUGAGAGCGCACCUGGAGUACAGCCACCCUUUCAAGGACGGGAGCCUUCAGUCCAAAGGCGGCCUCUUUUCUCCCCUCAAGGUGGGCCGGGGCUCCCCUCCCCAGCUCCAGCUCCAGCCCCAGCCCCAGCCCCAGGCCCAGGGCACAUUCGGGGGCAGCGGCAGCAUCCUGAGCCCCAGGUUCUCCUGCCUGGACUUCUGCCCACUGGAAGACCUGCAGCCUGGGAGGCCCCUGGCAGGGGAGGCCGAAUGGCCAGCCGGCCUCAGACCCAGACACGCCUCAGGCGAGCCUGCCUGGGACCCCACGUGGAAGGCCGUGGGCUCUGGCGCCUCCUUCGAGGCCCACCUGCGGGAAAAGUUCAACUGCAUGGUGGAGGCCGUGGACAAGACCAUCGAGAGGAGGAUCGAGAACCUCUCCCGGGAGCUGUCCCGAAAGACGGCUGAGCUCUUGGAGGUCCGGGCGGCCUUUGUGCAGCUCUCCCAGAAGAAGCAGGAGGUGCAGCGGCGCGAGCGGGCCCUGAACCGGCAGGUGGACGUGGCCGUGGAGAUGAUCGCAGGGCUGCAGAGGCGGCUGACUGAGUCAGAGGAGGAGCUGCACCGAAAGGAGGAAGAAGUUAUUACGUUUAAUCACUUCCUGGAGGAAGCGGCUGAGAAGGAGGUCCGUGGGAAAGCCAGGCUGGAGCGCUUCAUCGAGAGCCUGCUGCAGCGAGUGGAUCAGGCGGAGAAGCAGCUGGAAAAGUACCAGAAUCAGCAGACUCCGGGCAGCUCCGGGGACAUCUGCGAACAUCUGUUUACAGAUCUGUCGUCUGUUAGGAAGCCCCGAUGCCUCUGGGGACACCCACACAGUUCUUGUAGUCCCCCUGGUCCCAAGCCGCCUUCGCUGCAGAGAGGGCGGGUGUUCCUGAAGAAAGCCAAGGAGGACAGAAUCGGUGCUCACCCAGCUAAAUGGUCUUAUGAGCCUCUGGAAGGUUCCAGGGACCUUUGGAGACCCCCGAAGAAAGCAGACGCGGCCGGCAACAUGGUCCGAAAGGUUAACAUGAAACCAAAAAUUGGCAAGAAGAACAAACCGCUUUACUAAGGCGCCCACUUGUAUCUAUGGUAUGCGCACGUGUGUGUAUGGUUAGAUAGAUCGAUGGAUCUGUGUCCUAACUUAAUUUGCUUUUGAUGAAAAUCAGAAGCUCUUGGCUAGAGAUCCCCAGAGGGAUCCUCUGUGGGUUUUCUGAGAACGGGUCCCCCGAGUCUGGCUGAGAUGGGCGUGAAAGGGUACAGUCAUCUACCUAUUUAUGGGGGAAUAAUCUCACUGAAUUUAGAGGGACUGACUUCCCAGAAGCUGCAUGUAGCAAAACUUUAUCAUUAUCUAUUUCCCUAUUUAUUUGGGCAAGGACUUGAUAUAUUUAAGAGAUAAUUGAAUUUAAUAGACAUUACAUACAGUAUGUAAAUAUAGAAGGCUAAUUUAACUGCCUCGUUACCAAGCAGCUUUGAGUGCAAGGUGGUGUUUUAUUUAUUUUCAAGAGCUUAUUUCAGUUGAGGCCAGCAUUUCGAUCCAUUACUAAACUCGUUCAUGUUGUCACCAGAGGAUCACAGAGAGAUAAUUUGGCAAGUGACUUCGACAUAAAUCCUUCUCCUCUGUCAGUCUGGAGGAAUCCAUUGUGCCUGGCACCCUGAAAAUUAACUUUCUGUGGUGUAGGGGGAGAUUGGGCAGGGGUAGGUUCAGAACUGGUACCUCCCCCACCCCGCCCUGUUACCUCCCUUCUUGGGGCGGCUGGUCCCAAAGGCCAGGUUCGGCCCAGCUGUGCUCAGCCGCUGGUCUCCUUUGAUUUCAGGACACGGGUCCCAUGAGAGCAGCAGCCUGGAGGUAGCUGAGUGAGGACCCCGCCGGCCCCUUUCCCACUGCUGCCCAGCUCCCCCUUUCCCUCCCAAAUGGGGCAGGUGGUCAGAGGAUCUGUCUGUCAGCCUCAGAGGGCUCUGCGGCCUGGUGGCCCCCUCAGUCAGGCCUGGUGCCUGGGCCCUGCUGGGGGACGGGCCUAGUGUACCCCUUUCAGGUACAGAGAAGCUGGCGGGGGGUUCUUGAUGAUGCCCUUCCAUGAUGGUGGAGGUGGGAAGGGAGGUGUGGGUGACCCUCUGCCGUCGGAUGCAGUAGUACGUGGUGCAGAUCACUGUGUCACGCAUGGUCUCUUUCCUUUGGAGUCAGGCAGUCACCUGGGGGCAGGAUGGAUGAAUGACAGGUACGACCUGAGUCUCUGUCCCAAGGAACACGGUUCUCACAGUAUUUCCCCUGGAUUUCUCUACUCAUGAGCUUUCCCGGUUAUACAGCUUCACAUAGCUCUCCUCUGCACUUUGAGGCCCUCGCUGGGCUGAUCUGACCCUCCAAAUCCAAAUUUUGCUAGUCCAAAUCUGAGCUUGGUGUAAAACUCACUCUUUACUAAUGGUACCAUGUAUAACGUUUUUAUUAGGGUCUCGGUCCUUUAUUAUCAAAUGGCCCAAGAGAUUGACUGGAAGCCACACUAAUUCACACAUAAAGCAAAGUAGAUUCAGUCUGAACUCUGACAUUGCAUGUAAGCUGUUUUACUCCCUCAAGGAAGCUCAAGAACAGAGAUAAAAAUCAUUGCGGUCACAUCAAGGCAACCUUGAGAAGGCCUCCAGAUUAGAAGAGGUUCUGCUUCCCCCCCCCCCCCCAUCAUGCUGGACUAAUUGCAUCAGGGUGGUGCACCUGGGGUGGUCCUUAAGAAGGGAGGGGGCCACGAGGCCCACCAGCCCAAACAGCGAAUCCCUUGUCCAUUAGUGUGGAGGAGACCCAGUGCUUCACACUGUGUGUUGCGUGUUGUUGAGAUGCUCCCCUGUCAGAGGAAGAUGUAGGACAGCCGAUGUAGGAGAUUUUGCUGUGCUUGGGAUUGCAGCAUCUACCAAUAGCCUUGUCGAUCCUUAUUGUUUAUUUUAUUUUUAAUCACUGAACAACUGGAACUACUGACAUAAUGCUGGAUAGCAAGUUUUGGGAAAGCUGAAUACUUAUAUGUCAUUUGGGGAUCUUAAGUUGGUCCUAAUAAAGGUAUUCCCUGAAUAUGGAUU
This is a messenger RNA of Candoia aspera, 4160 nucleotides long. It is a transcript of the gene ZNF365, whose product is annotated as zinc finger protein 365. Bases 742 to 2172 code for a protein of 476 amino acids. Gene Ontology annotation, biological process: regulation of double-strand break repair via homologous recombination; regulation of DNA strand resection involved in replication fork processing; regulation of neuron projection development. NCBI's taxonomy places the organism in Eukaryota, Metazoa, Chordata, Lepidosauria, Squamata, Candoiidae. The record is from RefSeq and is a predicted model, not a curated record. The transcript is spliced from 5 exons.